Penicillium atrosanguineum is the source of this 753-nucleotide messenger RNA. Its product is annotated as Decarboxylase NovR. Bases 1 to 753 code for a protein of 250 amino acids. The transcript has a single exon. NCBI's taxonomy places the organism in Eukaryota, Fungi, Ascomycota, Eurotiomycetes, Eurotiales, Aspergillaceae. The record is from RefSeq and is a predicted model, not a curated record.
AUGGAAUCAUCUCAAGAAACCUCCCCAAUGCCAAGUCAAACGUCCGAGACUGCCAACCCCUCUCUCACAAUUGACUUCUCAUGGCGGAAAUUCAAGUCCAUUAUUUAUGAAGGCGACACAUUCGGCGGCACACCACUAUACACCCUCCAAUACAACUUCCUCGGACGCCUAAAACUCAUAUUCAAACGAGUCUCGAACCCAGCCGCCCUAGCCGAAAUCACAUCUGAAGAAACCUCAAAUACUCAAGAUGACAACUCAGAUGACAACACCACCGGCUCCAACAUUGUCGGCAAAGGCAAGAUCCGCGCUGUCCGCAUCGACGCCGACUACGAAGUUCACGGCCGCUCUGACAAGUUAGUUGCACAAAAGCGCUGGCGCACCGAGUACACGCACCGCUCCAAGGCCAUGUCGAAUGAUGGCGAGCUUGUCACGAUGCACUGGCUGAGUGAUAGCGACUUCAAGACGUGGGACUUUAUUUGCGUCGACGAGAACCAGUUGCCCGUGGCUAAGUUCACGGCUAAUAUAUGGGCACUGAAGCAGCUUGGCAAGAUCGAGUUUAUGGGUCCCAAGGCUCAUGACCGGGUUUUCCAGGAAGAGAUUAUGGUUGCUGGUACCACGUUGGCUUAUUGUAUGAUCAUGCGUGUCAAUAAUCCUUUGGCGUUGUUGGGUUCGGCAUUUGCGAAGCCGGGGCAUGAUAAAGAUUGGAAUGACGAAACUUCUAAAGGUACUAAUGGGAAGCACUCUGCUGUCUAA